Ceraceosorus guamensis is the source of this 4702-nucleotide messenger RNA. RefSeq lists its product as hypothetical. Gene Ontology annotation, molecular function: phosphatidylinositol binding. Lineage: Eukaryota; Fungi; Basidiomycota; Exobasidiomycetes; Ceraceosorales; Ceraceosoraceae. The coding region runs from base 418 to 4575 and encodes 1385 amino acids. The record is from RefSeq and is a predicted model, not a curated record. The transcript has 5 exons. Gene Ontology annotation, cellular component: intracellular membrane-bounded organelle.
GAUGAGACUUUGAUUCGUCGUGCAAUGCAACGCAACGCAACGCAACGCAACGCAACGCAACGCAACGCAACGCAAUUGCGUUUUGUGAAUGCUGCAAUCACGAAUCAGUGAAUGUGAACCUUUCCGCGCAUCUCUCAUCGAUCAAGAGUCGUGCUCCAUGGCUGUCGCCUGUUCUUUGACGUCGAGCACGUAGACCUCUCUGGACGGAGCCUCAUGAACCACUGGCACUCACGUUUGGCUUGACUCAACAUCACUUGUACUCCAGACGCGUCCAUCUGUCCACCGACCACGCGGACGAACGACCAUCACGACACUAUCACGACAUUCGCCAGCGCCAAGACAUGGUCCUCUGAGCUGCUCCAGAGAAAUUCCCCUCAUCGAAUCUCCAGCUCGAGCUGCUCCACAUUCUGCCUCAGGAUGUCGAGUCACGCCCCUUCUGAAGAGGCCAAGGUUUCGACUACACCUUCGACGAGUCAUCCCGUGCAAUCAGAUUCAAUACUUCCGACUACCGCCAUUCUAGUGCCUCUGCUGCUCCUGCUCUGGCGCAGUGGACCAUUCAACAUCUUGCUUGUCAUCGCAUCUACAGCCGUGCUGCUGCUCUCACCAUGGAUCCGCUUAUUGCUGUGUCUACCUACAAGCACGUCAGACAAGCCAUCGAUGGCAGCUUGGGAUCCAGCACGUUUCCUGCCGCUAGUGGGUCCUGCACCUCCUCCGCCCGCGACAUCUCCACCAGAUGCUGGCGCGAAUCAGAAAGGAAGGGUACGACCACGGGCAAAGAGGCCGAACAGGAUGAACGACAGCCUGCGCAGACCUUUGGACGAGCUGACGGAGCUUGUGGUGAGGGACUUCGUGUGCAGCUGGUACAAUGGCCAGACGCUUGCCCACUCAUCUUUUCCGCGAACUGCUCAUUUCACGAUCGACGAAAUGGUCGAUUCAGUGCAUGCCAGGGUCAGCAGCAGUACUCGAAGCGUGGACAUCGCUUCUGAGCUGCUUCAUACACUUACCUCGGUCAUGUACACGGUGCUCAAAGCAAGAAGGACAGUGCCGCCCGAAAUACCCUCUCAGGGCAUCUAUUCGACCUCCACAGAGAGGACAGACAGGCUCAGAAUAGCGGUGGAACACUUCUUCGAAAGACAUCUUCCUCGCGAGGAACGAAGCAGCUCCUUGGUCCGUGAGCUUCUGAGAGAGAUAGCCACGAGGAAGUUGUGGGACGUCAUUGGCGCCUGCGGUGAUCCCGAUUUUAUCAAUCGCAAAAUCGUCGAGUGGGGCGAUAAGCAGCAGGAGAAGCAGAUUGCCCAUCCUGUCGGCGUGGCAGCGCCUUACUCGGGUCCCCGAACCCCUUCGCUUGAUGUGGAUCCAGUCCUACUGGGUCAAGCUCGAGCUGAGGCGCAGUUGGAAGCCUCGGCUGCACCACAAGCUGGUGAGCUGGCACCUCAGGACGAGGUCGUUCCUGCUCCCGACGCUCCCGCAGCCCUUCCGACGGCACAAAGGGCAGCAUUACAAACACCAGAACAGACAUCGGAGUCUAUGCGCCCUGCGAUCAAUCCUGCUGGAGGCGACAGUGUAUCAUUGAAGUCCAGCCUCAUGGCACCAUCGCCUUCACCCAGUCUCACCACCCAACAGCCUCGACCACAAAUGGGCAUCAUGGCACCGCCCAUCUCGCCCGGACCUCAGACACAGCAGCCUCGAGCCAAGGCCAUGCCCAGUCCAAGCGUCCGCAGCUUCAUCGAAGCGGAACACCAGAAUGCGACACAUGCGUCUGCCGCUCCUUCGCCGACGGCUGGGAUGCACAUCGCAAGCCCUAGUACGUCAUCUCUUCGGGGUCAGGCCCGCAGUCCAGCUCCAUCCUCGGAUCAGGUGCGGUGCAGUGGAGAGCAGAAGCGAUCGCUGGACGCGCUGCCAGAGUCACCUUCGUACCACCCGAGAUCUAGAACGACGUCUCACAUUGGCACGCAACCUGCUCGAGCGCCUCUGAUGGGUCCGCCGCCAUUGCCCAAUCGCAAGCCUGACGCAGACUCGUCCAGACCUAAAGUGCAAGAUGAGAACUGGACGCCGCCGAUCGACCACGCUAUGCCGUCUAACAUCCCAUCUAGCGUGCACGAGCCCGAUCUGCCCGCCUCUUUACGUGACUCCUUGACCUCGGAGGGUCAACGAGAUCCCCGCUCGGUCACUUCGGGUGACUCGGCCUCUAACGCCGGGGAAGCAACUCCUUCCGAUGACGCGUACGUUGGGGGUUAUCGCAUCGCAGACGAAAGUGCCUUGGAGCAGCGUGAUCACGAAUCCCGUUCAGAAGAGGGGAAGCAGAGACACGAGGCCUCAUUGGAUUCUGAGGCAUCUCAAAUCCGACCAGUCCUUCCACCGCGGCCGGCGGACAAAGUUUCGGAAUCUCAAACCUCUCCUACCAAGAGUGGCGCGCCCGUGCCUCGAGCGCCUCCCUUGGCUCAGGUACUCACUCGUUCAGACAGCGACAAGCUCGCCAGGCUGCGAGACGCCUUCGAGUCUUGGCUCGACCGGGGAGGCACGACGGCUGCUUCAGCCCCUGCAGGCGCUCGUGUGCAGCCGGGAGAAGGAGAGGCCUUGCUGCGGCUGCACAUCGGCCUUGCUACCGUAGCGCGGCUUGUCCCGACUGAUUCCGAACAAGGCGAGGUGUUCAGACCAGAUGCUUCGUCAAUUUUGACAAAGGCGCGAGAAGCGCUGUCAUCCGCAAAUAGCACGGGAGAAGUGAAGCAGGUGCUGGAUGAUGCUGUCCGACGGCUGGAGCUAGGCGAGCAGGAAGGCGGUGUACGAGAAGUUCUCGCGCCAGUCGAACGUGCUCUGUGGGCCAGGCUGACCGCCCUGUACACUGCUUUUUGGCAAGACACUCAGGCGGCCGCUCGCCAGAGAGCGGAAGGCAAUGAGGCCGCAGGAUCGAGCAGCUCAGCCCCUGGGCACGCUCGCACGUUGUCUUACGAGCCUCGCAAGAAGCCUGCGCCGGCUGUCAGCGCUUCCGCUGUACCCAACGGAGCAGCGUCCGCGCUGCCUGCUAGAGUCGCCAGUCCAGCACAGGCUGCCGGUGGCGCGCCCUCCGGAGGGUCACUCGAAGACACAGAGCCUCUCCGGUCCCGGCCUUCUAGCGUUGACCUGAAAAGGUCCUCAACUUCCAGUAGCGUGGCCCCGCAUACCUCUAAUCAGCUCGGCGUCACUGUCACAGACGUAUCACCGAAUGCUGAGCGCCCGAAUGCGACUGUCGAUCCGCGAACGCUGGAGCUGAUGAUCGCGGUCGAGGGUCUAGCCAAUGACGCCGGCGGCUUCGUUUUCAUUCGAAGGUGGUCAGAAUUUGAGACUUUGGAAAAGGAACUGAGGAGAACGCUUACGAUGGCUUCCAAUCCGAUAUCUUAUGAGACCAGCGGCGCCGCAGGGGCUUCGGAAGCGUUCAGCCUUCUCGAUGGUCCCUCCAAGUUGCCACCACCGCCGGUGGAGUUACCAAAAGCUAGGAAGUGCACCAGCGCGGUGAUUGGUCCCGCGGUUGAACGCUACCUCAUCGGUCUUCUAUCAAGCCCAGACCACGUGGCAAGUGCGCCGGUGCGCAGCUUCAUCGACAAGACCAAGGCUGGCGCGCCUGCCAGUGCACGAACGAAUUCCAUCGUAAACACCUUGGCUCUUGGACGGGGCAUCGGUCAAGGCGCGCAAAGAUUCGCAAACGGCGUCGGAGGCUUCGGGAAGACUGCCCUCAGCUCACUGCAGCGAGAAGGUACCAACGCUGUCAAUGUGGCUGCACGCGGGGUGGCAGCUGUGCCAGACGCUGCCAAUGUGGCAGCUAGUACGGUUGCAAGCGUUCCGGCCGCUGCCUACAACGGCCUUGCACCAGUUGGGGACGGCGUGCGCGACGGCUUGGCUGGGCCCACAGGCACAGCCCAGCGUCCGUCACCGCUAACAACGCACGAUGUGAAACGGUUCCAGGACACGCUUGCUCCGCCAGACACUCCGACUCUGCGUCGAUCAGCCUCGGAAGAAGAAGCAGCGGCAGAGCUUAGGGCGAUGACGGCCAAGACGCGAGCGGCUCAGGAGCAGCAGCUGCAAGAUGCCGGACCUCAAGCUCCCGUUUCGGAAUUGAGUCAAAGAGAUUUGGACGCACUGCUCGCGGGAGUGUUUGCUGUGGCGGAUGAAGCCUUUCAUCUUUCUGGAGGAUGGACGCUUCGGAGAGGCAUGUUGCGCGUGCUCGAACAGGUCGUGCGCGCCAAUUAUGCCAGCAGCAUUAUGGGCGCUUUCAACAGCAUGGCAGCUGCGCUCUCCACAGACGCUCUUGGCGGCUGGGUAGACCAAGCGCGAGACAAAUUCUGGCCCGCUCCCGAGGGCAAAUUCACCUUGCCUUAUGAAGAGCGCACGCCAGAGAUGAGGGCCGCUACGGCUAGGAGGGCCAAGGAGAUCGUGGUCGCUUUUGCACCCGCUCAAGCUGGAUACGUGCUCGGACCUGGGGGCAGACUUUCCUGCGAAAAGGCUCUGGCUAGGGUUCAUGAGGAACUCACUUCGCCCAUCGUUGCUUUGGACCUUGCCCUUAGCCUCGCCCUGCGCGUCUUGGACAUUGCUGUACGAUAAAGAAAAACAAAAUUGCAUGACUUGCGAUGCCAAAUCUAUCGACAGACGUGAUGCCUGCAUCACCCACUUGGCUGGUCACAUGGAGAGCACAUUCAAUGGAGGAGAUGCAUCCUGCACAUGUAGACGG